AGGAGGCGGGAAAUUUCCGCGCAGGGGGAGCUCAGAGAUCGCGCCGACCUAGGUCCCCAUCCAGGCGCUGCGUGUCCUCGGACAGGUGGCUUCCCCUCUCUAAGCCCCAAUUUCCUCCUCGGUUAAACAAGGAGAGGGCAUUCGCGGGGCUGGAUUGAGUGAGAUCCGAGACAGCGCGCCCCGCCCUCAACAGGCGCGCGGCAAAUAGGCAGCCGCUCCGCCCCUCAGUCUCCUCGUCUGUGAAAUGGGAACCCGGUCCAGGAGGGCGAGGAACCCAGGACCCCAGGGGCUGCGGUGAGGGGCGGCGCGAGGGGUCCCCUCCCUCCGGCCCCCGCUUCCCCGCCGGCACCGCCCCCUCCCUGGUUCCGAGGCCGCAAGUCGGCCAGCGCGCAUGCCCGGGGCGGGGCGCGGGGCGGGAGCGCGGAGCCGGCGCGGGGGACGGCGGCGCUGGGUCUGCGGGUCCGCCCGCCAGCCCCGCCGGAGGCAGCCGAGGCCGCUCGGGUGGCAGCAGCGGCGGCAGCAGGAGCCGGAGCGCAGCGCGCGGAGGAGCCAGAGCGACUGCACGGCCGGAACCAGACAGCAGCCUGGGGCCCAAGCAUGGUCAGGAGGGCCGUUGGGCAGUGCUGAAGACCCAGCCUGGCUCCAGCUGCUUCGAAAGGACUCCAGCCCCCCAGGACCCCAGCCCACAGCCCUCUGCUGCCCACAGGAUGGGAGCCUGGGGGCUAGGAGCCUGGCCAUGAGGGACUGCUGCCCCUCCCAGAAAAAGGCCAGCCCUGCACCCCCCAGGCACACCCCUGCCCAAAGCCCAGGCAUGGACUCUAGACACAGCAGCCCCAGUGGAGCUGGGGAUGGGGCCUCAUGCUCUGAGGGCCCUGGCGGGAGCUUGGCCUACCCCUCCCUGACCUGCAUCCCUUCCCAAGAGGCAUUGGGGACACAUAGAGCCUCGAUCUCAGGGACACCAGAAACCACCUUCUCUGGGAGGCCAGAGCCUGUGUCCUCAGUGAAAACUGAUCCCUCAUCCUCGGAGAACAGAAAUCCUGUGGAGAUAAUGGAUUCCAAGUCUUCAAAGCAGGCAGAUUCCACUUCCAUAGAAAAGGAAGGUGCUGGGUCCUUGAGAAAGGCAGAUCCUACCUUUAUAGGAAAGACAGAGCCUACAGUCUCAGGAAAGGGGCAUCCUGUGGCUUCUGGAAGGAUGGAUCCUAUGAGCUCAAGAAAGGAAGAUAGUGGAUCCUUGGUAAAGGUAGAGCCUACGUGCUCUGGCAAGGUGGAUACAGUGUCCCCAAAGAAGGAGGAUCCUGGAUCCUCGGCCAUAGUGGAUCCUGCAUUUCCAAACAAGGAGGAGCUUCCUCUGUCCUCAGAAGAGGUGGGUCCUGCAUCUCCCAGAAAGGCAGAUCUUGUGUCCCUGGGAAAGAGAGAUCCUGGGCCCUCAGGAAAGGUGGAUUCCAUGUCCUUGGAAAACAUGGAUUCUGCAUCUGCAGGAAAGACAGAUCCCAGGUCCUUAGGAACACUGACUCCAGGCUCAUCAGGCAAAACUGAGCCUGUAUCCUCUGGAACAGUGGCUCUGGGGUUAUCAGGAAGGGUGGAUCCUACAUGGCUGGAGAUGACAGAUCUUGCAUCCAUGGGAAAUGCAGAAACUGUGUCCUCUGCAAAAGAGGACGCUCAGUUCCUGGGGAAGAUGGAUCCUGCCUCCUCAGGAAAGGGAGAUCCUGUGUCUAUGAGAAUGAUAAGAACUGUGUCUGCUGGACACGUGGAUCCUGUGUUUUCAGGAAAGAUGGAUCCCAUAUCUUUGAAAAAUGUGGAUCCCAUGUCUUCAGACAGGGUGGGUCCAGUCCCUUUGGGAAAGGUAGAUCCUGUGUCCUCAGGAAAGCCAGAGCCCUUGUCUCCUGGGCAGGCAGAACCGGCGUCUGUGGGCAAGACAGAAACUGUAUCCUCAGGAAAGGAGGACCCGGUGUCCUCCAGAAAGGUGGAUCCCAUUUCUGUGAGAAACGCAAAAACAUCAUCUUCUGAAAAAGUGAAUCCUGAAUCUUCAGGAAAGAUAGACCCUGUGCCCUCAGGUCCAGGGAAUCCGGAGUUCUUGGGGACAGUGGGACUCUCCUCCUCUGUAAAACUUGAGGCAGUGCCUGGGGGGAAAGCAGAUCCGCUCUCCCUGGAGAAGGCAGGUCCUGUGGCCUCUGGAAAGGUGGGCCCCACAGCCUCAGGGAAGGCUGAUCCGGCCACCUUGAGCAAGGAGGAUCCUGUGAGCAGGGAGAAGGCAGAAAUUGUUCCCCCUGGAGAAGUGGACUCUGUGUCUUCAGGAAAGCUGGCCCCUGUGACCCUAGGAAAAACAGUCCUGGCAUCCUGGGGAACAGCAGAAGCUGUCCCUGAGGGAAAGGUGGAUCCUCUGCCUCUAGAGAAGGGGAAUCCUAUGAACGCCACAAAGGUGGAUCCCAGGGCAUCAAGGAAAGCAGAACCCAAGCCUGAGGGCAGAGCCGAAACAAAGCCCCCUGGGCAGGAGGAUCCUGCUUCAUCAGAAAAAGCAGAGGCUGCAUAUCUGCAGAAGCCACUGGCCUUGGACAAGGGGGAUCCUCGAUCAUCAGGAAAAGCAGACCCUGUUGCCUCUGGGAAGGUGGAGCCUGUGGCCCUGGGGAAGGCCGACUCUGCCCCUCCGAGAAAAGCAGAGCCCACACCCUCGGGGAAGGUAGCCCCCCUGACUCUGGAGGAGACGGAGGCCCCCUCCAUCAGGCAGUCAGAUGGUAAACCCUGCGGCUCAGCUGCCUCUCCCGCGGGUGCUGGGAGUGGCGGGGGCCGCGUGGAGCCAGCGUACAGCAAGCAGGCCCCUAGCCUCGGCCAGAAAGCCCCGGCGGCCUCUGGGGCCGGGAGAAGCCCUGGCCCGGAGGCUGCAGCGCCCCCGCCAGGGCCGCGGACUCGCGACAACUUCACUAAGGCGCCGUCGUGGGAGGCGAGCGCCCCGCCGCCGCGCGAGGACGCAGGCACACAGGCGGGCGCGCAGGCCUGCGUGUCGGUGGCCGUGAGCCCCAUGUCUCCGCAGGACGGCGCGAGUGGCCCGGCCUUCAGCUUUCAGGCGGCGCCGCGCGCGCCCAACCCGGCGCCCAGGCCGCCCUCGCGCCCCCUCAGCUCCACCCCCUCCCAGUCACACCGGGUGACCUCGGAGACCUGCUCAGCACCCCCACCCCCAGCCAUGAGAGCUGAGGCAGGAUCCCGAGAGGUCCAGACUGGCGUGCGGGGACUCCAGUGGCAGCCAGACAGGGAGGGCAGCUGCGGGAGUCGCCUGGGGGGCAGCUGA
This is a messenger RNA of Ceratotherium simum simum (southern white rhinoceros), 3283 nucleotides long. NCBI's taxonomy places the organism in Eukaryota, Metazoa, Chordata, Mammalia, Perissodactyla, Rhinocerotidae. The record is from RefSeq and is a predicted model, not a curated record.